Brassica rapa (field mustard) is the source of this 18167-nucleotide messenger RNA. RefSeq lists its product as uncharacterized. NCBI's taxonomy places the organism in Eukaryota, Viridiplantae, Streptophyta, Magnoliopsida, Brassicales, Brassicaceae. The record is from RefSeq and is a predicted model, not a curated record.
UUUUUCUUAACUUUUUUUUUAUUUUUUAAUUUUUUAAAUUUUAAAUUUUUAAUUUUUUAACAUAUCUAGGGUAUUAGGGUCCUUUUACCUAUUAAAUGGAACAUUUUGGUCAUUUUCCUCCUUGGAGUCUAUUUUUGUGAUCAAAACUUGAAAAUGUUAUAUUUAAGAGAAUUUCCCUUUCAAAUUCGAACUUUUUUAUAAUUUUUUUACAAUUUUUUUUCGAAUUUUUUUUUUCAAAUUUUCUUUUUGUAAUUUGAAAAUACUUUUUGAAACUAUUGUUAAAUUUUUUUAUUUUCAAAUUUUUAAUAUUUAUUUUUAGUUUAUAAAAUUUUAAAUUUCAAUCCCAAAUCCCCACCUCUUAACUCUAAACCCUAAGGUUUGGAUUAGUUAACCCUAGGGGUAUAAGUGUAUAUUUAUCUCUUUAAUAAAAUAUUUUGGUCAUUUUGAUCCUUAGAGUCUAUAUUUGUGACAUACAUUUUUUUAGUGCUAUCCUAGGGUAUUUCUCUUAAGACAAAUUGAUUACGAUUUUUUCGUUACUACCCAGUUUGUGGUUAUCGUUUUGGUUUUGUUUUUAACUAAAAUCAGCUUCUUUGAGGUUGUGGUAUAUCCACAGAUUGGUUGACCAAUAGUAUUUGUUUAUUGUAGGUUCUUUUUUUUUUGAGCAAAUUUUAUUGUAGGUUCAAAUCCUUGAUUCGUCUAUAGGAAAUUCUUGGAAACAAAUUCUCUGCCGGCGCUUACAAAGUAUGCAUUCACUUAGCUUUAGAUUGUUUUUAAUAAAGAUUCGUUGAAUCUUUGUGCUAUUGUUAUGUUUGAUCUUUUUGUUUGUUUUGAUUCUGUGAAAGAUUGUUCAACAUGGAAGACGAAUAAGUACAUUAAUCUUACAGUUUCUUGGUGGUUCUUCCUCUGAAAUGAAAAUUUGGGAGUGUCGAUUACUUUAUUGUGUUCCAUUAUGUUAAUAUCGCAGUGCUGGUCUUUGUCGUUGUUACUGGUUUCUCAUACAUAGCAACACUUGAUUGCUAUUUAGGUCCUAGGACAGAAUCAGUGGACUGAAUGUUCUUCUGAGGAGCUGCUCUCCGUUCAAGAAAAUGGGUAAUCCAUUAUGUCUUUCCUUUCACCAGGGUCAGAUGGCAAAUCAUCGAUAUUGGUAUCAGGUACUGGAGGAGAUUUUCUUUUGUCUUUCCUUUCAUCAUAUUCAGGCAGUAGCAGAUCAUUGACAUUAGUUUCAGGUACCGAAGUACAUACUUUUUUGUAGUAUUUUUCCAUUGAUUUUUUUUCUGAAAAAAAAGCUGUGUUAAACAAUACAAUCGAAAGGUAUGAAUUUUAAAAUUCACUUUUGCAAAUCAAAAAGAUGACAAUGUUGACCGAGAACUUUAUAUUACUUUAUCAUCAUCACAUCAGAGUCAGCGAAACCAAAUCGAUAUUAGAAUUUUUCAAGAACACAGUUUAUCAAAAAAAAUCAGCAGAGAAUUGUAGAAAAGUUUUUGUAUAUCUGUAAGAGGUUUCUUUUCAUUAUACCAUUAGAAUAAAGUAUUAACCAUGAAAAUAAAAGAACAAAUUAAGAUAGACAAAAAGUUACCACUUGUUGAAAUCAAGACGAUGAACACACGAGAAAGAAGUUUCAUUAGGGUUUUUAGUUUGUAACUUUAGCAUAAUUAUGUCAAUUUGGUAAAACAAUAAUUAUAUUUCUAAAAUGGGCUUGGAUAACAUACUUGAAUGGGCUGUGAUAUGUGGGGGCAAAAAAAAAUUCAUCAUUGUAACAUUUUUUAACUAAAACAAAUAUAGAAAAAAUCAAUAAUUUUUUUUUGUGGGGCAGCUGCCUCCUCCUUAACGUAUGUAGGUUCAUCCAUGACCGUACUAUGAUAGAUGUUUGUGGCAUAUGUGGUUAUUAUAUCAUGAAAAAAUAAUAUUUCUAUAAUAAACAAAAGAACAAAUUUUCAUUAAUAUAAAUUAUAAAAUUUUAUAAUUAAAUAAAAAUUAAUAAUGGUGGAUUAGUAACAAAGUAAAAAAAAUUAAAAUCAUAAACAAUAUAUAUUAAUAGUAUUGAAUAAACAAAUGAAUAAUAUAAAACAAGAUAUAUAACACCAAAAUAUACAAAAUAUAUUAAAUAAUAAUUAUAAACAAAAUUUAAAUAAAUAUUAAAAACGAAAAAAUAACCACAUAAAUGAACCAAAAGCCACAAACCAUAACCAGAUCAGCAUCAAACCAAAAACCAAAAAAUAUAAGAAACGAAAAAAGUUUAUAAAAUCUCAUCAAAUCAUAAAACUUCAAUUUAAAACAUAAACUAUAAAUAUACAUAUAAAUAAUUCCGCGCCACCGCGCGGGUCAGAAUCUAGUUCCUUCUUAAUAUUGAGUCCAAAACAAAUAGCAAAAUGAGCGAAAUAUGAAGUUCCUUAUUUGCAAAUACUAAAACAUUCACACAACCUAUGAAAAAGAAAGACAACAUACAUUUCUUAUUGGACAAUGUCAUGAUUCUUCCUAAGAACAUCAAAAGUAUACAUAAAGAGUUCUAUCAUUCAUUCCCCAAUAGAAUCCGCUUGAUUCUGAGUAAUAACCAAUAUUGUUGCGAGUAAAAGAUGAAACCAAAAUUAAUAUGCAUAUUAUUAGAUGACAAAUAUUUCUUUUCGGUUGCUUGAAGAAAUAUACAUUCAAGUGAGGUUACCUUGAAAGCGAUGAAGCUUCAAAUUUCUUGAAUCCUCAAAUGAUUUCUUAGACUGUCGUACAUAUGUGAAUAUGCAUUUUCUUCUUCAAAUUUAGUUUUUGUGUCUUCCAUUCACUAGAUUUAUGACUUUUGUUGCAAAGAACCAAACCAAUAACAUGAAAGUUAAGAAAAUUGAUAUCACUCAAAUUACCACAAGGAGUGAUGUGUACUCUCUCAAAUAAGAGGUUCAGUCGUAGUACUUAAGGAUCAAAUCCACAAAGAGUCAAGGCACACAAUAGAUCUUAAUCAGUUUAUGAUUAAGCUAGGCAAACAGAGUAAUUAAUAAAAAGCAAAGGUGACAAGGUAGUUGUUCACUUGAUUGAUUGAUGUUGUAAACAAUUAUGAGAAAUAGCUAGAUCUAGGGUUUUAAGUAAUCAUGGUUAUAGUGAUAUUAUGCUAAGGUUUUCAAUCCUUGAACUUGAAUUCUAAUUGCAAAGUAUUCCAGCUUCCGCAUGCGAAUAAAUCCUAUUGACUAAGUCCAAUAUCUCAGCUGUCGCUUGGUUAUAUGGUUCAAACGUCAAUCGAUGCUAUGAGAUUAGCGUCGAUCGAUGUUAACCUACUCAAGAGCACAAGCAUUACAAACAAUUCCUUGAAGGAAAUCUUUAUCACCUUAGCAUAUCUAUAUUUUGAGCUAAUCCCACAUAACCUUACUUUAAACCCUAAAUCUAACAAAUGUAACUACUCAGACAUAGCUAAGCAGAACAUAGCAAAUAUCUGAAUAGAAUGCAUAUAUAGAAUAAUGUAGAAAAACUAGAGUUCCAAUACAAAGCUCUGAAUGAGUCUUAGAUCUUCUCUUCAAACUACUAAAAAUCCUAAGUAUGUUUUGCCAUGAAAAUAAUAAAGUAUUAAAGUGUGUGUUGUCCAAAACAAUGGCAUGGCACAUUAAUAUUAGGUUAAAGUCGGUCACGGGUAUUUUUGUAAUUGAUGUGGAACUUGGGCCAUAAGUCAGUUGGGAACCAAAUCGGAUCUUGCGCGCUUUGCUGUUGAUCGACAACAAGAGUUGUCCAUCAAUCGAUGUUUGACUCUGAAUGUUGACUCUCGACUGGUUCGAUGGACAGCUACGACUUUUGUCGCUUUAUUCCCAAAAUGCCCUAAAAUCGCCACAUAUCUCCAAAACACUUAUAAACCUGUAAAUACUCUUAAAAGACUCCAAAACAUAAUAAAUAAUUCCUAAAACACUUAUAUACCGUGGUUAAAAACUGGUAAAAUCCAUGGUGUAUCAAAAAUCAAACAAUUUAACUUGAACUAACAAUAUACAAGGGAGGAAAUGUUUUGAGUCUAAACCUUCAAUGGUUUCCAAUGACAGACGCUUCAAUCCACUUUGAGUACGUUUUUUUGUUGCUCCUAACUUAUUUUGUCUUUGGUGAUGCUUUCAAUGAUUGAAACAAGAUUGAUCUUUUCUUGCUUCAGAGCUUCUUCAGAUUAAACACAGAAGUCACCGCGCGAAUACGACAUGCAAAACAGUUCAAAAAUGAAAAAAGUUGUGUGCUCUCAAGAAGUUUCUCAAUCUCAAAAAUGGUUUAGAUGAUACUACUAUCUACGCAUCAAGAACAACGAAGAUAUUGUAGCUGUACCCAAAGAGAUUGAAGUAGAUGGUGCAUCGACAAGAACAUUGAUCUAAGUGAAGUUUUUCAGGAUAAUCGAGUUUUCUCGAAGGAGACAAAAAGACAAUGCAAUGUCAGUUGGUCUUGGGCCUAGAUUUUGGAAUCCCUUAUAUAUUAAUUGAAAAACAUUACAACAUUGUUUUGUAGCCACGUGUCACCGUGAGAAUGAAAUUCAGAUUUCUUAGAGAAAUAUGUUGGUCCAUCUUAACUUAUACUAUACAUUUUAUUAAACUAACUAUUAAAUUGAUAAAUAGUGUACAAACAAAUAUCCUCGCAUUUUCCUUAAAUAAAAGCUACGUAAUUACCUAAUAUGAUUAACGUAUAUAUGACAAUUAUUGAUUAUGAAUGAUAAAUAUUUGAUAAUAAUUUUUGUAUCUUAGCUAUUUUUGUUUUAUUUUAUAUUAUUAAAAGAUAUUAAAAAACCACAUUAACCUUAUAAAAUAAUUUAUUAUAUAUAUUAUAUUUUGAAUUUUUAAAACGACUCUAAAUUAUUAAAAACGUUAAAUGUCUCACACUAAAAUUUUGUGAACAAUGGUUUAAUUUUUUUUUGGUAAUAACAAGAUACAAAUAAUCAUAAAUUGUAUGAAUAUGAAAUCUCAUUUACUUGACAUUCAUAUUAUAUAUUAAUAUAGUUUAAAAUAAAACUAUAUAGCAUAGAAAAUACUUAAAUAUGACAAUUUCUAAAUUUGUAUUGAAAAAGUAUUGAAACCUUAAUAUUUUAAUUUUAAAAUUUGCAUUACAAAAAUCACACAUUAGAAAUUUUGUGUUUAUCAUAUGAGUAUAAAUUCUCAAUAAUAAAUAUUUAUAUUAAAAUGUACUAUAUAUCUAUGUCCAUGUCAUUGAAAUUUAGUUAUAUACCAUAUAAAAUAAAUAAAAUGAUUGUUUUGAUUUAUUUACCCUCUCGGACCAGCUACUGAUCAUCGCCUUGGUAAGCUAUUGCCUCGUAAAUAAAAAAGAUGUAUUUUUUUUAUCUAUGUCUUUACUCUAAUUAAAUUAUAUACAUAAUACGUAAAUGAAUACAAAUAUAUAAUAAUAGAUUAAAAUUAGUUUUAUAUAUAACAUUCAUCUCGAGCAAUUGCGCGGAUCUUAAGCUAGUUUUCAUGGUAUAAUAUAAUCCAUGAUCAGCUCAUCAACCACCGUUCAUGGCUCCCAACCACUCGCCCAAGACCGGCUAAUAAAAACCAACACAAUUAUUACCCAAACCUUACAGUGGAUUCUCUUAUUGAUUCUACUUCGCGAACUUGGAAUUCACAGGCACUUCGGGCAUUGGUGUACCCACAUGAUGUCAAAAUUAUAGAAAGCAUACCACUGAGCAGAACUCAGAUGGAAGAUAGGGAUGGAUGGCAUUUCACAAACAAUGGAAAAUAUACGGUUAAAUUAGGAUAUCAGGUAGAACGGAUUUAUGCAGACAGGGACAAAACACCAUUAAUGUUUGGAUCCACAGUUGAUAUAUUGAAAGCGUUCUGUUGGAAAAUACGGUUCCCACCAAAUAUAAAGCAUUUUCUAUGGCAAUUGGUAAAGAGAUGUAUAGCAGUCAAGAAAAAUUUGCAAACGAGAGGGAUACAUGGGGAUAUACGUUGUGCAAGAUACGGAGACGAUGAGGAAUCGAUAAACCAUGUGUUUUUUGAAUGUCCUCCAACACUUCAAGUUUGGGCUCUGUCAAAGAUACCAUCAAAUAUAACUAUUUUUCUAACAAGCUCGCUAUUCACAAACAUGGAUCAUCUCUUUUGGAGAGUUUUCCCGCAGAUGGAUGAUCAUUAGUUUGCAUGAAUACUAUGGUAUAAUUGGAAAGGAAUGAAUAAUAGAUUUUUUAGUAAUCUGGACAUUGAUCCUAAGGACACGCUUAAUUUGGCAGAAAUAGAAUCAACACUUUAGGCUGAGGCACAUAUAUUGAACGAAUAGAGGAAUGUACAACACAUAGAGUUUACGACUCUACCGUCAAUUUCAGGAAGAUGGUGUUUUACAGAUGGUUCCUGGAAAGAUAAUGAUAUUUUCUCUGGACAGGGUUGGCUGAGUACUCUAAAAGGAUUCAAUGGGUUGUUAGGGGCGAGGAAUAUUCGGGCUAGUCUUUCACCUCUUCAUGCGGAGAUGGAAGCACUACUAUGGGCAAUGGAAUGCAUGAGAAACUUACGUCAAUUUCAGGUCACGUUUGCAACAGAUUGCUCUCAAUUGGUGAAGAUGGUUUCAGAACCAGAAGAAUGGUGAGCUUUUGCAAAUUAUUUGGAAGAUAUUAAGGUCCUGAAAGAAAGUUUCCUCCAAUCAGAGAUUAUCUAUGUACCAAGGACGAAAAAUACAAAGGCGGAUAGCCUAGCACGUAAUGUCAGGAAGUAACCGUCUUUCGUCGUUCACAUGGAUCAAGAUCUACCGGUUUGGUUCACAGAGUCAGUGUGAGUCUGCAUAAGUUGAUGACAAAAUAAAAGACAGAUUUAUUCUUUGGUGAUGCCCAUUUUUAUUUUCAGUAAAAUAAUUAAAUCCAUUUUGGAAGCAUAAUUAUUUAAUCUAUUUAAUAUUAGGUUUGCAUAAUAUAAAUCUAUACUAUACUAAAAGGAAGAUAAUCUCCAAUUCUAGCAUGUCCACGUCAGCAUAAAUAAUCAUCCAAUCAGAACAUUUUAUUUUCGGGCUGGGUUUAAAUUUUUUUCUAAAUUGACUUAUGUGUGGCCUUCUUUUGAUUUGGGAUUGGGCUUUUAGAUCAUCUAAUAAUUAGACCUAGGUCUACGACGCGGAACUGAAGUCACGUGUCUCUUCUCGUCUCCUCUACCACUUCGUCUUCUCUCUUCUCCUCUGCCACUUCGGCUUCUCCCCGUAAACCAUUUUGACUGAAUUUUAAUCGAUCCAUCAAUACUACUUCUUUAUGGUUUCAUUUCAGCUCCUUUUUUUCCCUCCUCCUUUAUAUACUGCUCCAUUCCUGUUUCAUCUAUCAAUUUUCUCUUACACUCCUUUAAGUUUAAUUGAUAUGAUCGUUCUGACUCCCCAUGUCUCUCCUCCUAUAUAAAGACCUUUUCCGACCUCCAAGCUCAUUCAACAACAUCCAUAAAACGUCCUCCUGCAAGGCAAACUCAAACGGAAAAAUCUCUAGCCAAGUCUCAGGCGGCUCUAUUUUUCAACGCCAUCACACCAGGCCUCUAUGACUCAGAGUUACGCUUCAGUUUAUUCCACUUAUGGGAGUCAAGAAACAGGGAGCUCCGUAUUGGCUUUGAAGUGCAGCUCUUCAACAAGUAGAUAUGAUCUUUUACUGAUUAACAUAACCCUAUACUGUUUUCUCCUUGUUUUAUAAAAAAACAAUAAACAUUAAAUAUUAAUUCUCAAAUCGUUGCGUCUAACAGACUCUUCGAUAUCCCUGAUGUGGUCGACGAGGAUUUUCUUAUUUUACUAAGUUAAAGAACUUCUGUAUUUUAGAAUACUUGAGGGACUAACUGUGAACUAUCUUCGAGGCGCAAAGGUAUGUAUGGUGGCUUUCAGUUUUUGUUUUCCUUUCGUGUGACAAAAAGGAUUCUAUAUAGCUGAUGUGUAUGUCACCAUGGUAGAUGACAUAGGCAAGGACUAGAGGGCUUAAAGGAGUCAUACGAUCUUGCGUUAUGUGCUUUUUGUGGUGUCUGCACAGAAAUUCAGGCUUGUGAUUGGACCUACAAAAUGCCUACCAAGUAAAUGUAAUAUUUAAAUUUUCAUUUCCGCAGGUGGUAAGCCAUGCCUUCUACGAGCAGGCAUGCUUCUAGCACAAACAAGCGCCCACCAGAGUAUAUAUGCUAUUGGAGUCAGGAUGCACCCUUCGUGAUGUCAUUAAUUAUGUAAGAAUUUCUUUUAUUUAGGAUAAUGUAUUUAGAUUCAAACUGUGUUAACUGUAAAUGGAAACAAUUUUUUUAGCAUUUACCCUACUACUCUCAGCUAACUUUUUCAAGUAGGCAACACAACUUUUACCUCAAGUAACGUGAAAAUGAUUUGCCAACAUGAAGACUGCAGACGACAAGGUCUCCAAGGGUUUAUGGGUCUUUAGCAUCUUACAAUGACCACAAACUAAUUUUCACACUUGUACAUAUACAAAAAAGGCCAAGAAAGUAGUGAAGUGUGAGAAAUCAAGAAACAUUGAUCUACAAGAAUUUCAAUAAUUUUGGUUGGUGACACAUUCUCUUACCUUCUCUCAUUGAUAUUAUCAUGGUUGCUUUCUUUAGCUGGACUAAAAUCGUUCAACAUCAAUGUUUUCUUUUCCUCCAGUUGAAUAUUGUGGAUGCUACAGUUAAAUUGAACUGUGUAAGCAAGGGUUUCAGCUCUCAAGACACUCAAUUGUAAAGGACUUAGCUGGCAGCAUCUUUGAAUGAUCUUUACACGGCUGGCAUCGAAAAGCUUUCGCUGUCACUGAAACACGUUGUACAAGUAAGGAAAUAAAUACAAUCUUUUCUUGGUUUUAAUCUUUUCGGUUGCUGUUAAUUGUAACCUUAGUUCUUUAUCUUAGUUAGAAGAUGGAUGCUCCACUGAAUGAGAGAGAUGGAAGACUUUUAAUGAUGGUUCUAUUUUGCUGAAAUAGGAAUGAGCUUCCAAUGAAUAAAGGUAAACCAUAAGAGAAAUCCCAUUCAAAACCCAUUGUGUCAACAGAGAAUAGAAGUUCUAAUUUUUCUAAGUCAGUUUUUCAUUUAUCAUGCAGGUUAUGUAUUUAUCACAGGCUGUUCUCAACUCUGAUUGUGACGUGUACAAUAGAUGUGCUUAUCUGAAGCUUUCUAAUUAUUUUAUAGCGAUCUAUAACUCUUUGGAUGAAGAUGAGACACUAAGAAAGCUGAUAUAGUAGGUAUGCUUUCACUUACUAUCAAGCGGAGGAAGUUUGAAGUUAUCAAGGCAACUAUCUUAUCAUAUACAAUCAUCUGCCAAACAUGGCCUAAACAUAUUUUUUUCACUCAUUUCAUAUUUCUUUUCAUUUAUUGAUAGAUAGGUAGCUAAGUAAUCAGUAGGGCCAUAUUUCAAUCUAAAUUUGAUGCUCUGUUUCAGAUGUCUAAAUUGCAAUGUUUAUUUUCUGGGCAGGUCGGGCAAUCAAACCGGACUGAAUGGAAAGACUUUAGCUCACGAAUAAACAAAGAAUUACCAAAGAUAAAUUUACAAUUGUAAAAGCUCUCGCAUGCAUCACAUGGUCUGUAAAAAAUAAUAUUCUUGGCUUAGGACAUAAUAGGAUUUUAUCCCAAGAAGAAAUACAGGUAAUUCUAUUUUCAAAAGGUUUAUUACUUCCUUUAUUAUUCACUUCAAAAUUGUAAUUUUAUUUUAUAAAAUCAAGAAUAUGUUCAUUAGGCCUUUAUAUUUUUUACUGGUCAUGCUUCACUUCAUAUUUGUUAUUGGACAUGCUCUGCGUUUUUCAACAUGUCGGGGACAAAGUGCACAAGUGUUUCCUUGAAAGAUCACUAAAACUAAUGAAAGGGGAAAAUAUAAUCUCAAAGGAUCAUGGCAACGUAAAGUCGAAUUGAAACCUCAAAAAGGUAAUGUUUGAGAGCGUGCAUGUUCGAGGGACAUCAUAAGGAUAGAACCACAAAGGCUCCCAAAUGAUCCCAGACUCACGAAAGGAUAUUAUUCCCCCAGAGAGUUGGGUUACAGAAAUGAAGAAAUUGACUUAGGCUUUGGUUUGAAGAAAUUAAUCGAUAGCCGUUCAAUAACAAGCACAACAAUAAAUUGCAAUUGUAAAUCAACUGUAAAAAAAAAACUUCGUCUGAACUAUGUGUUGUCCAAGGUUUAAAACCAUACGAGAAUAGUAACGAAAUUUGAGGAAACUAUUAAAGGAGACAAACUAAUACCACAUUAACCAAUGAUAGGCCAACAAAUAUUUUUAAAUUCCAGUUCACAAAAAAAAUAAAGAAAGUUUAAAAGUCAAUAUAGUGUAUGAAGUUAAUUAACAAAACAAAUAUUAAAGUUAACUUGAAGUAAUCUUUCCAAUUGUGCACUAUCUAAUCUUUCUACAUUAAGUAUCAUUAUAGUUUGAGAAUCUAUUUUAUUGGUCACUAAAGUUUAAAAAUAAGUAAAAUAAUAUAAAUAUAUUUUAAAAUUUUAAUUUAUUCACAACUAAAAAUAGCAUACACUUUCAUCAUUUUAUUAUUUUUACUAUUUUCUAUUAUUUCUUUUACAAAUUAUAUUUUUUUUUACUAUUAAAGUUAUAAAAUAACCAAACUAAAAAUAAGAAACUAGAGCAUAACACAAAAUUUAAAUGCCAUAGUAACACUAAAUCAAUAGAGGUCUAGAGCUGAAAGGAGAUCAAGAACGAAGACUAACUUACCUCAUUGAACCAUAAAGUGUCUUGGCCAGAAUAAUUAAAAAUAAAAAAAAUGAUAGAAAGAUAAAAUCUGAAACAAAGCAAUCCCCCGAACAAAAAUAAGCGCGAUCAAGCACCAACACAAAGAACCAAAAAAGCGGACCAGAAGGAGAAUAAUAAUCAGAAAGCCCAAGUCACCAAGAAGCAGGAAGAUACAUGGAAGCACAACCACUAACAAAAAGGUAAGAAACACUUCACAAACUAAACAAGAAUAAACAAGGCGCCCAUGCAAGUGAAGAAACACAAAGCUCUGGAUAGAAGAGACCAAAGCUCCAAGAGACUAACUACGCACACCUAUACCAAAGGAAACAUGGAAAGAAAAGAAACAACCAGAGGGAGGGAUAAUAGUAACUAACCACCGUGAAAUCAGAGAAUAAGCUUGAGACAAGAAAUAACCUUCAAAGCCCACAUAGCAUUCACAACGAACGAAAACAUUAUCCAAACCUGGAGUGGUACGCAUGGUGAAAGGGAGAGCUACAAGAGAUGCGAGUGAUAGACAAUGGAUUUGACCCAUUUUCGUCCAUGGUUUAUAGGUGUUUUUAUUAUCUAUUAUUAUAUUAUAUAGUCUAUUUAUUAUAUUUAUAAGAUCAUGGGUGAUAUGGAGAUAAGUGAUGAUUUUAGAGCAUUUUGGAGAUAUUUGGAACAAGCACCCGAGAUGACCAUCGAGCUCGACCAUAGGUCGAUAUUGGAGGAGGACUAUCGAUCGAUAUUCACACUUGAACAUCGAUCGACAGCGAAGCGCGCAGAAAGCCUGUUUGGUCACAGCCGACUUGAAGCCCAAGUCUUCAUCAAUUUACAAGAUUAUCCCUGACGAGUUUUAACCUAACUAUAUAAGCAUUGCCACCAUGUUAGAGACAAAGUGUGCUUUUUCUGUGUUUCUAGUUUUAUUACUUUCAUUAAAAGGUUUUAGGAUUGUAAUAGAUUGGAGAGAAGAUCCAAAGUUAUAAUUUAUGAUUGGAACUCCAUUAAUAUCUAUUUUACUAUUCUAUGAAGUUUUCUAACCUAAUUGCUUUCAUGAAUUGCUUGACCAUGUCUGAAUAGUUCCAUUGUUAGAUUUAGGGUUUACAUAGGUUAUGAGGGAUUAACUCCAACUAUAGAUUGCUGAGUUGUGGUAAUUGUCAUUAGUAUUGUUCAUUAAUGCAUGUUUCUAGAUUAGCUACCUAGAACUUGCCCUAGGAUUGAUAGAUAAAAGCGAGACCUUCAUUCUCAUCCUGAAAACAUUCUAACUGAGCUAAGUUUCUUGCUAAGAGUAAGGCGAGAGCUGAUCUAGUGAGCUUAGUAAGAUUUAUUCAACCCGCACAUAAAGCUUAACUAGAAGCGCAGCGAUCGAUAUUCAUAUUGGAUAAUCGAUCGACGGAGCGAAAGGUGUAUCGAUCGAUACCCCUAUAGAAUUAUCGAUCGGCACUGCUAUUGAUCGAACACAUUUAUUUGGGUCAUUAGAUCUAGUUAAUAUACGAGUUCAAACAUGCGAUAGCUGAUGGACUUGUUGAAUUGACAGUUGAGCUUUACAUUAUCAUGCAUGCAACUCAUUAGGCAUCUUUAGGAUUAUAAUUCCAAGUUUUCUGAAUUGAAACCCUAAGUCUAGCUAUUUCCUUUUAAGCACCAAAACCUCAAUCAAUCAAUCGAGCAAUAACUUGCUCAACCAAAACUGCAAAUUUACAUUUCAAAUCUUAAAAACUUCCUAUUUAACAAAUCAUAUUUGAUCCAUUAGGUUCCCUAGCUCCCUGUGAAUUCGAUCCUUAAGUACUACAACUCGACCUCUUAUUUGAGAGAGUAUAAAUCACUCCUUAGGGUAAUUUGAGUGAUAUCAAAUUUGGCACCGUUGCCGGGGAGUUUUGAUUGUCUAUUGAUUUAAUUUUUUUUGUUUCUGACAUAAAACUUUUUUCUUGGAUUUUCAGGUACAUGCCCAGCAGUACUAGAAGCAACAAGGAAACUCAACUACUGUUCUCACCAGAUCCUGCAAGCUUGGAACGUUCAAUCCGCAAAGAAGCACACUCCUCAUCGAUCGAUAACACCACUUGUUCAUUGAUUGAUUUCUGUCAACCACCGUCGAACCACACACUAGUCCAGUCGACCGAUACUCGCUCACCACUAUCGACAGAAGACACUCCUCUUCCAUCGACCGACAUUUUCCAUCCGACAUCGAUCGAUACUUCAAUCUAACCAUCUAUCGAUACUGAACCGCGAGACAUAGUUGCUACUUUGAUACUUGUACGAGAUGACAGAGGAAACCUGCAUUACCAGGAGGGUCAUGUGCGUAAUGCAGCAGUUCAGAGGAUAUAUUCUCAGGGGGCUGCAAUCCCUGAGUCCGAUACUGACGCUACAUGAGCCAUUCUACCUGUAGAUGAGGCUGCUUGAACCAAAACGUUGGCUGACUACAACCGUCCAUAUUAGUUCUACACCAACCGAUCAGCCAUUCGUCCUCCCACUGUUCAGAGGGAUUUCGAGUUGACGCCACAGUACUACACACUCGUGGGACAGACACCCUACUAUGAGUUAUCUCACGAGCAUCCAAAGCAGUUACCACCAUGAUCUAUGACAUCCUGGGGCGCCAUCAAGAAUGCAAUCUUAUGCAAUUUAUUUGAUGAAGCGCGUGCUGAAGACUUGAGGAGCAAGAUUUCUACAUUCACUCAGGAGCCUGCAGAGUCAUUCAAAAGCUCCUAGAUUAGAUUAAAGUCUUAUCAAAGAGACUGUCUACACCAUGGAUUCAAUGAAGUACAGCUGCUCAGUACUUUCUACAGAGGCAUCGCGAUCCAGUACCAGAUGGCUCUUAAUGCUUCCAGCAAUGGAAACUUCAACACCAGGAAUCCAGAGGAGGCAAUGAAGGUUAUUGAGAACCUAGCAUCUAGCAGCAGCACCAAAAACACUGACUUUGAGAGGAGAAAACCUGCCAUUAUCCUUGGGAAUGAUUAGAUAGAUGAUGUGAAGGCAAAGCGGGACAGUGUUCACAAGCUUGUCAGAAAGAAGGUCGGUUUCGUUGAAGAAGCAGAGGCUGUAGGCACAGAGGGUAGAGCAGAGGAAGCAGAUGUGAACUUCAUCAGUGGAACUGGAAUCCAAGGUUCGGGGAACCAGGAAGGAAACAUGAACUCCUAUGGAAAUAUGGGUAACUUCAACCAGAGUUCGCAGCACCAGAAAUCCUACAUCAACAACUACAACAACAACAUGGGUUAUGGAAGCUCCUAUUACCAGACACCACCAGCGCCAACUCAGGAGAGCAAGAUUGAGGAGAUGUUUGAUAGAGUCCUAGAGGGACAUCAGCGCAUGACGGUGGACUUCAAUGGGAAGAUUGAUUCUGUCUACACCAACCUGAACAAAAAAUUAGAAACUUUGAGCACUCAUGUGAAGAAGCUAGAGAUACAAGUUGUUCAGAGAGGAGAAGCUGUUAAGAGGUAGGGAUCCUUAACAAAAGGGGUAGAAGAUCACGUGAUGAGACACCACGUGAAUGCCAUCAUUGGGGAUGAUUUAUGGCAAGUGGUAAUGGAAGAGAAGCUGCAAGAAGGAUUCAAAUAGAAAGUCUGAUGAGUUUCGGCGGAUCACAUUGGUGUCGAUCGACGCCAAGCUACGAAUAUCGAUCGACAGAGGUCAUCCAAAAUCGAUCGACGUCCUCUCCUGGACAUCACUCGACAACACCUACGGAAUCAACCGCAUCUUGCAAAGCCGUGAGGAUCAUGACCCACGAGGAGUUCGCAGCAAAACACCCACAUCCACCCAGCCCUGUCUACGUAAACAUUGAUUGACAUUCUGACCCCAUCAUUGAUCGACAACAGGAGACCGUCAUCGAUCGACAACCUCAAGCGCCUAUCAAUCGACGAGCACCUAUUACGUACGGAGUGCAGAUGCCAAAGAUAGAUGUUGCACGUCUUAAUGCACUCAGGCCCAAACCCAAACCUACAUAAAACAUAUCGGAGACCGUCAGGACACUUUCAGAUGAUGGAGUGGAUCCUAUGGAAAUCGAUAGGAUUCCUAAAGGAAGAACCCUAAGUAAAAGAAAGGAAAAAGUGUCGAAACAUCUGAAGAGGGGGGCUAAUGAAAAGGAAAAGGAAAGUUUCCGAAAAAGAGUCUUCAGGAUUCCUCUAGAUAAGCCAAUCGAUGAAGCUUAUUAUACCCACAUGUGAAUGUUCUUCAGAGAAACUAUAGAGACAGAAGAAGUGACAUUAAGAGAAUGUUUUGUGAAGCUAACGAAAAGAUGAAGAUGAGGAUUACAUUGAAGAAGAAGGGUGAUCCUGGGCAAUUUCCAAUACCUUGCACGGUGAAGGGUAUUGAAUUCCCACAUGCCUUGUGCGACACAUGAGCAUCAGUCAGCAUCCUACCUAGGAUUAUGGCAGACCAUCUGGGUCUGCAAGUGGAUCCAUCACAUGACUUAUUUACUUUUGUGGAUUGUUCCCUGCGGAACUCAAGAGUAAUUGUGAGAGACCUAGAGGUGCUGAUUGGUAAUGCCCUAGUUCCAGUAGAUUUCCAUGUCUUGGAUAUCAAGCUGAACUGGAAGUCUUCUCUAUACUUGGGAGAGCCUUCUUAUCAACAGUGGAAGCAGUGUGCAACUUGCAAACCAACCAGUUGUAUCUACCACUCAUCGAUCCUAAUGCCCACUACGACCCUAUUCCAAUCAAGAAGCCACAGACGACCUCCAGAAGAAUCAAUGAUCAAGGAAUCAUUGCAGCAUGCCAGUGUGGAACCGAGUACGAGACCGAAUACUCAGCGUCAGUCAAAACUCACACUGCAACAUCGAUCAAGAGUGCCAAUCAGAAAUCGACCGACACUCCAAAAGAAGAAUCGGUCGACAGUAAUCAAGGAGAAUGGAAAAACGACUACUAUAUUCCCACUAUGGCAACACACACCAUGCAUACAUAAUUAUGAGGAAGAACGAGCUAUAGAGCAAAGAGCGACUCUUGACGAGGAAGAUAGACUUUUCCAUCAUUUGUUUUGGACAAAGAACUCGCCAUCAAUCGACAGAUACACAACAUCGAUCGACACUCAACCUCACCAACCAAACCACCUUCGAGCAUCGACCGACAACGCCUACUUUCCAUCGAUCGACAUUAACGUCGAUGCUACCAGAGACGGAGAUUACUCAAUUGGCAGGUGGGCAGAUAAUCGCUAUCACGAGAGCUACGCAGUAGAGAACACAUAUCGUGAUCAAAGAGAUGAUGAACUUAAUGAGGGUUUCACAUACGAGGAGCUUCUCAACAUGCAAAGACGCGAUAAAACAGAUCAGAAUCGAGCAGCAGCUGCUUGGGAAAGAACACGUUUCAGCCAUCCGAUCGACAGGGAGAGCCGUCCAUCGAUCGACACCAAUCAUUCAAAAUCAAACGACAUCAGCAAUACAACAUCAAUUGACAUCAGUCCAAAAUAGACGGACGUACACCGCACGUAUCUCGAGAGGACAUCACAGACAUCCUUCAGACAGCUAAUGGAGCAGACAACCUGUUCAUACAUCAACACAACAUUCCAUAACACCAACAGAAAGAGUCAUAUGACACAGCUAGCGGCAUAGACAUAAUCUUCAAACAAAGGACUCGCCAUCCAACUCAACCAUCGUUCAACGUUGACGUCCCAACAUCGGUCGAUAGAAGUCCGGAAUUCGAUAGAAGAGCUUUCGAUCUUUUGGGUACAAGGAGAUUCUACUGGGAAGAGAAGGAUGAGUAUGGAUAUACAGAGAUGAUCAGGGCUACGCCAGAGAUCUAGAUGAACACACCAUUCGUGUUCACAACAGAGAUAUUAGAAGACUUCUGGAACGAGCUUCAAGAGAUGAGCCAAGCUAUAUAUGUCUUCCUGAACAUGCUAGCUCAUUCACACAGACCAAGCUGGUACAAGAGAUCUACACCAAGGACGAGAUCAGUGAGAUGUUCUAUGGAGUCUAUGGAGAACACGAGAAGAACAAAGAAGCCUUUAAGAUGAAACUUGAUGGUGUCUACUAUCCACUGAAUGAUAGUAUCAGUUGGCUGACUACUUGCAUGGAGGAGAUGAAGCAAGACAUAGCUAGAAUUCAGCGCGCGACCGACAUUGCUCGACCUACAUCGAUCUACAACCGCUUACGCACAUCGAUCGACAGUCGUUUACGUACAUCGAUCGACAACCACAUACCAGCAUCGGUCGACGACAAUCCACCACACCCAAAUUCGAUAAAGGCUCAACCAGAUUUUUACACCAGGGUAGAGAUAGAUCAGAUAGUGGAAGGGAUCUACAGAGCUCUGGAAUCUACAGAGGAGAGGCUUGAUGGGAGAUGUGAUGAUAUCUAUUUCCCAAUAGAUCUUAGCAUUAGUGCUUUGACCUCAAAGAUAGAAGCUAUUCAAGGGGAAUUGGUGGAUAUUCAGAGUUACAUUGCUCGUCGGCCAGAAGCAUCACCAUCGAUCGACAGACGCAACAACAAAUCGACCCACAUUCAUCAACAUAUAUCGGUCGACAAAGCUUCAAACCGAGGAAGGCUAGUACAAAAGAUAACAUCCGACAUGUCUGAUACACACAACCAUGGAGAUGAGAUCUCAGCUGACACAUACGCCAAACUUAUGAGACAUCAGUUCAAUCUGGAGAGUCUUGAAGAUAAAUUGCAGAAGAUAGAAGAUGCAACUACAAUAAUGAAGGAAAAAUGGCGCAGAGGAGAUGAAGCAAUGAGAGACUUCACUGGUACAUGGUUCAACAAGCGCAAAGAAGAUAUGGAGACUUGUUUCCCAACAAGUACCAACCCACUAUUAGGUAAUAUUAUUUAGUUUUUAUUAAUAUAUUAUUUAUGUUGGCUUUUAUUUAUUGCAGGUCAUAAAAAAAUAAAAUAAAAAAGCAAAACAAAAACAUAUCCAAGUAGACGAAUGCCCUUAGUAUCGACCGAUGAGACACUGUCGACAUCGAUCGACAUGAAAGCACCUGCAUCCACUGAUAUCACCAUCCUUACAUCGGUCGACAUCCAUUCCAGUCUGGUAUAUCGUUCUAACUCGUUACCUUAAGUACUUAUAAUUUAUUAUCACCAUAACUCCGACUGAAUUUACACUAGGGACAGUGUAGUUUAAGUUUAGGGAAGGUUUACUGAUAUUAGUUUAUUUAUGAAUUAUAAAAAUAUAUUUUCAAACAUAAAGUUUUUAUUGAGUCAAGAAGAGGAUAAUGAACUUAUUAGAUUUUUACUUGUUAUCUAACCACUCUUUAGCACCAUUCUAGACUUAUUGAUUGCAAAUAGUACUAAAGAUACUAAAGUGGAUCAACAUGUCAACUGUGUUACACUUUUUGAGAUUGUUCGAAGGAACCAAAGCUGACCUCCAAUAUUAAACUUGAUACAACUGCUUGUCUUGGGGUUUGGUAUACAUGAGAUCGGAUUCUUCAAACAAGUUUGGAAGGUAAAGCCUAGUGUAGAUAGAUUUAUCACCCUCUCUCUCUAUUUUCGAAAUAUAAAUAUGCAAAAUAAAAUAAAUAAAUAAUAAUAAUAAUAAUAAUAUUUAUAUAUAUAUUAUAGAUUUAUUUAGGAAGGAAUUCGAACAAGAUUUGGUGGCUACAACCAUUAAGGCUUGCUUCAUAUGAAUUCUAUAGGUAAAGGAUUAGAACAUGACUUGGUGGCUACAACCAUUAAGGCUUGCUUUACAAAUAAUCCUAGGAUAUAGGUCAAAAA